Molecule: messenger RNA, 180 nt
Organism: Aspergillus aculeatinus CBS 121060
Lineage: Eukaryota; Fungi; Ascomycota; Eurotiomycetes; Eurotiales; Aspergillaceae
Exons: 3
Coding region: 1-180 (59 amino acids)
Source: RefSeq, a predicted model, not a curated record
AUGUUCGGCGCCGAGAACAGCAGUGCCGAGGACGACGACGACGACAUCAAAGACGACGACGACGACGACGGAGCUUCCGCAGAUGAUGAGAUUGGUAUCAUAUCUAGCGCCAAUUUGCCGAAUGCUUUCGGGGCAUGGCAGUUUACGUGGACGCCUACGAAUGAGUGGGACUCCAAUUAG